AUGUCAAAAAACAACUCCAAAAAGAGCAAGUCGGCGUCACAAGCGGAGAGUGCGCCGGCAAAAGUAGCGUCAGGAAAAGGUGGUAAAGGUGCUCUUCAGGAGGCUCCUCCAACACCCGAGCCAGCACGCGCAAUCUUUCCUGGCUGGACCGGAAAGACGCCUUCAUCCCUCCUGCACGAGCACUGUCAAAAGCACGACUGGGAGAAACCCACCUUUGACGUCAAACGGACACCGCGGGGGUUUGUGUGCACGAUUGUACUGGGCAAACGGAACAAAAAGACAGGACAGAUCGAAACAACAUCCUUCACACCCAAGGAUGUCCUUAAACCGACGGCUGUCGAGGCACGCCAUUACGGAGCAACUUACGCUCUGCACAGAGUCAACAGCCACAAAAACAUGGUCAUGGUCCUCCCGCCAGGCCCUCGCGACCUCUGGACCCGACUCGACGACGAAAAGAACAAGGCAGGUCCUAGCGAACAACACCUCUACCUCCCCGACCCAUUCAUCAGCCAAGCCGCCAAACUGCAGCUCCAGCAGCAGAGUCAUCAACAGGCCCUGCAGGAUCAGGCCAAGGUUAGGGCAGCAAGCAACGCCAAGAGGGAUGACGACGACAUCCCGACUCACCAUGGCCCCAGUGAGUACGCUAGUCGAUCCGCACUUGGAGGAGGGAUAGGAGGCAAAGAUGACCGUAGCCAAAAGAACUGGGACAAGCUGCCUAUGGUUCACAUGAACCAGGAGAUGCGCGCCGAAGUCGAGGAUGUUGUCAAGAAGCAAAUGGCAGGCGAGCUCUACCAAACUUACAUCGAGGAGUAUGGAACACAAGGAGAACCAAUGUACAACACUGCCCUUUCCAAGACACUCACGCGUAUGGGAUUCCGGGAUCGCCACGUUGCCGAGGCUCUUCAGUACUGCAACGACCAACCGUCUGCCCUCGACUGGCUCUGCCUUCACGUUCCAGAGGAUGAUCUGCCUGCCAGCUUCCUUCAGUCAAAUUACAACCCAACCAUCACCACCAUCAACCACACCUCUGCCUCGCUGGGUCGCGAGUAUGCCAUCAAGCGCCUUUCAGCUAUUGGAUUCACCUCCGCAACAUGCGGACAGAUCUAUGACAUGGUCGGUGGAGACGAGGACAGGGCCAUGGAGGAGCUCUUCAAGCGACUUGCAUUCCCCAAAGGACAUAUCCCAGACGAUAUGGUACAGGAUAUCCCCAUGGAACCAGAGUCGCCCGAACAGUUGAAGGAGCUCCGAGACGACGAGAUGCUGGCGUUGGAGAGUAUCUACGACGAUCGUUUCCAGCGCGACGAUGAGAGCUGCGCCAAGAUCAAGCUAGAGACGACCCUCCACAACACAAAGAACGCUCCUAAAAUUGAACUCGAGAUCCGGAUAUCCUCGACCUCGACCUAUCCCUUCAACCAACCACCACUCUUCAUCAUCCACGAGCCCGAUCUGCCCUCAUACCUCCGUCUCAGCAUUAUCCAAAAGACCAUGCAGUUCGCCUACAGGACCAUGGUCAUGGCGAUGGGUGGCCCCAUCGUGUACGAUGUCGUCGAGUGGAUCCAGGAGAACUUGCGGGAUAUCUUGGACAACCCUCCCAGUUUGGUUCAGCUAACCGAAGGCUUGAUUACAGUCGACCUUUCACAGGAGGAGGAAAAUCAGGAGUCCUUGGCGUUGCAGGCAGAGGAUGGCGACUCCCUUUUGGUCAAGGCUGUUGGUUCUAAACUGAGCCUCAACGGUGCACCUGGCGCCAAGGGCGGCAAGAAGCGCGGUAUUCGUCCCCUCAAUAUCAAACCUAACAGCCCUGGUUCGAUGGCCAUGCUCAAGGACUACGAAAAGUUGCUCGCCAGCGACAUUUCUUUUCAGGCACUGCAGAUGGCUCGCGCCAAGCUUCCUGCGUGGAGUUUCAAGGAACAGUUGGUGAAGGCCGUCAAGGGUAACUCUGUCGUGAUUGUGUGCGGAGAGACUGGAUGCGGAAAGACAACCCAGGUGCCUCAGUUCAUCCUCGACAGUUGGAUUCAGGAGGCCAUUGGAGAGCAUGCCAACAUUGUUUGCACACAGCCUCGUCGUAUUGCCGCUAUCGGUGUUGCUGAGCGUGUCGCUGUUGAGCGGUCGACAGACACUGGGCAGCAGGUCGGAUAUGCCAUUCGCGGAGAGAACAAGUCGAGCAGGAACACCAAACUGCUGUUCUGUACCACCGGUAUCCUCUUGCGCCGCUUGCAUUCGGAUCCCACACUCCAGAAUGUCACUCACGUCAUGGUGGACGAGGUGCACGAGCGUUCCGUCGACUCGGACUUUUUGCUCAUCCUCCUCCGGGAGCUGGUCCGCAAGCGCAAGGACCUGAAGCUAAUUCUCAUGUCGGCCACGAUCAACAGCGAGUUCUUUUCUGCCUACUUUGACGGCUGCCCUGUCUAUGAGAUCCCAGGAUUCACUCACCCGGUCGAAGAGCUCUACAUGGAGCAGAUCGUUGCCCGCACUGGCCACAAGCCCGACUAUAAGGGCACAAACGUGAAGCGCACCAAAAUGACCGAGGCCAUGGAGGAAGAGUGGGAAAGGACCAAAGCCGAAUACGAAAAAGAGGGAUUGAACGAGGAGACCAUUGCCAAAGUCAAGACCAUGGAGCUGUACGCCGAGCGCAUCGACUAUGACCUCAUUGUUGCCAGUGUCGGCGAUAUCUUGAAGCGCAAGGAACCCGCUGGAAGCGUCGACGGAGCCAUCCUCAUCUUCUUACCAGGUGUCAUGGAGAUUAAAAGAGCGAUCGAUGCCCUGACGGUGUUUUCAAGAUCAGUCGUUCAAACAUUGGACAUUAUGCCCCUUCACGCCGCCCUGACCCCCAAGGAGCAGAACAGCAUCUUUGCGCCUGUCCGCAAGGGUGUCCGCAAGAUUGUGGUUGCGACCAACGUUGCCGAAACCAGUAUCACCAUUGACGGAGUGGUGUAUGUAAUUGAUUCGGGACGUGUCAAGGAGACCAGGAUGGAAAACAACAUGACCAAACUGGUGGAGACCUGGACGUCAUUUGCGUCUACCCGCCAGCGUAAGGGUCGUGCUGGCCGUACCCGUCCUGGUAUUGUCUACAAGCUCUUCACGAGGAAGCAGUCGCUUAAAUUGGCGCCUCAGCAGGACCCUGAAAUCUUGCGUAUCCCUCUGGAGCAACUUUGUCUGUCCGUCAAGGCUAUGGAAGAAAAGAACGUAGAAGCCUUCCUCGGCAAGGCCCUUACGCCUCCUUCUUUGGCAGCUAUCCAAACCGCACUCAAGACCCUGGAGGACCUCAAUGCCCUUGAUGGAACAACGGGUGAGCUGACACCUCUCGGAAAGCACAUGGCGGAUAUCCCUGCGGAUUUGCGUGUUGCCAAGAUGUUGAUUUUUGGAGCUGUGUUCAGAUGCCUGGAGCCGAUCUUGGUGGUGGCCUCUUGUAUGAGUGUCAAAAGCCCCUUUGUAUCGCCCAUGGACAAGCGAAAUGAAGCGCAGACCAAGAAGGAACAGUUUGCGACAGCAAAAUCCGACUUGUUGACUGCGUGGAAGGCGUACGACACCUGGGAGAAACUCCGAGACAAUGGCGCAGGACGAUCGGAGCUCAAGUCGUACUGUGAGGAGAACUUCCUGUCGACCAACACGCUCUUUGAGAUACAGAACCUCAAGUCGCAGUAUCUCGAAGUCUUGGACUCGAUUGGGUUCACUUCCAGAGAUAAUGGCAACAGCAGGAGCCGUCGCCGGUCAGAGAGAUGUUCCGCGGAGGCUGAUAAUAUGCAUUCGGACAAUAUGGCGUUGGUCAAGGCCAUUAUCUUGUCUGGAUUAUACCCGAAUGUGAUCAAGGUCAAGAUGCCCGACGCCAAGUUUGACAAGAUGAUUGCUGGCGCGGUCGAGCGCGACACGGUGACCAAGGAGAUCCGCAUGUUUACCAAGGACGACGGUCGUGUUUUCCUGCAUCCGUCCUCGAUCCUGUUCCAGGCCAACCAGUACCAAGUUCCUUUCUUAGUGUACUUUUCCAAGCUGGAGACAAGCAAGAUCUUUGUGCACGAUGCAACGAUGGUGCCGAUGUAUGGGCUGUUACUGUUUGGAGGACAAGUGCAGGUUGAUCACUUAGGUCGCGGACUGGAGAUUGGAGAUGGGUUUAUCAAGCUGAGGGCGUUUGCAAGAAUUGGCGUACUGGUCAACCAGCUGAAGAAGUUGCUGGAUGCUCUUCUUCAGGCCAAGAUUGCCAACCCGGACUUGAGUAUUUCUGAGAACCCUGUUGUCGAGACCAUGAUCAAGCUUGUCACAACCGACGGUAUCUAG
Linnemannia hyalina is the source of this 4269-nucleotide messenger RNA. The record is from the annotation of a GenBank genome assembly. NCBI's taxonomy places the organism in Eukaryota, Fungi, Mortierellomycota, Mortierellomycetes, Mortierellales, Mortierellaceae.